Messenger RNA from Trichophyton rubrum CBS 118892, 165 nucleotides. RefSeq lists its product as uncharacterized. Bases 1 to 165 code for a protein of 54 amino acids. NCBI's taxonomy places the organism in Eukaryota, Fungi, Ascomycota, Eurotiomycetes, Onygenales, Arthrodermataceae. The record is from RefSeq and is a predicted model, not a curated record. The transcript is spliced from 2 exons.
AUGGCUAGAAAGUGGAAGUCAAUAACAUCGUCCGCAGCUUCGAAUCUUGGGCCAACAACCUAUUCCAAGCAAGAUUACAGGGCGCGCCUGACACCUAGAUUUAUAACUAUGAGGCCUAUGAAAGCUGGACGUAUCGUCCCCGACCUUGAUGGCGUGGACUCCUAG